UGCCCCUCUUGGCCAUCCGCUCCGUGCUUUUUCUUCGCGCCCGCUUCUUGUCACCUCCCGUCUCACCCUUCUCGCUCCAUCCCAUCGCAUAUACCGCCAUCCCAGUGUCUCAGAAAGCCGGAGGUGGUGCACUGGGCUGCACAGGGCGCGACCUCAGGCGGUCCCCAGCUCGGCAUUAGGGGGCGCGGACAACAGCAUGGACACCAAACGCUGCUUCGCCAACCGCUUCGAUGACUACCAAGGCAGCCUGCUGGCGGGCCAGUGCGAGGAGGCGGUGGCGCCCCUGGUCACCGCCACCAUCGAGCGUAUCCUCCAGGAGUUGCCCCCGCUCGGGGGCGGCGCUGAGGCCCGGGGGGCAACGGCUGGAGCAAGCGGCUGCCAGUGGGGGCUUUACGGCGGCGUGGCCGGAGUGGCCUAUAUGCUCUACCACGUCUCACAGAGCCCGCUCUUCGCCGCAGCCCGGGAGCGCUACCUGCGUUCGGCCAAGCGCCUCAUCGACGCGUGCGCCCGUGCCGAGGAGUGGGGCGAGCAGGACGCCGACACCCGCGCAGCCUUCCUGCUGGGGGGCGCGGGCGUGUACGCGGUGGCCACACUGGUCUACCACGCUCUGGGCAGGUCCGACUACGUGCAGCCACUGGGCAAGUUCCGGGCUCUGUGCGCCGUCUGCGCGCCGGUCUCCUUCCUCGAGUGCGGCUCCGACGAGCUGUUCGUGGGCCGCGCGGGCUACCUGUGUGCUGCGCUGGUGCUCAAGCAGAAGCUCGCCCAGGAGGUGCUGACCCCAGCACAGAUCAAAUCAAUUUGCCAGGCAAUUCUGGACUCUGGGAAGCAGUAUGCCAUAAAAAAGAGGAAACCAUUCCCACUGAUGUAUUCUUACUAUGGAACAGAAUACUUGGGGGCAGCUCAUGGCCUAUCGUCCAUACUUCAGAUGCUUCUUUCUUACCACGAGCACCUCAAGCCCUCAGAUCGGGAGCUGGUGUGGCAGAGUGUGGACUUCCUCAUGGAACAGGAACAGAACUGCAACUGGCCACCUGAGCUCGGCGAGACCAUCAAGAGAGAGAAUGAGCUGGUCCACUGGUGCCAUGGCGCUCCAGGAAUUGCCUAUCUAUUUGCCAAAGCUUAUCUGGUUUCCAAGAAACCGCAAUACUUGGACACCUGUAUCCGGUGUGGGGAACUCACAUGGCAGAAGGGCCUGCUGAAGAAGGGGCCAGGGAUCUGCCAUGGUGUAGCUGGCAGUGCCUAUGUCUUCCUGCUGCUAUACCGACUCACAGGAAACUCUAAAUACAUCUACCGGGCCCAAAGGUUUGCUCAAUUCCUAUUUACCGAGGAAUUCAAGGCUGGUUCUCGCGUCCUCGAAAGUAUAUACAGCUUGUAUGAAGGCUUCUCCGGAACAGUGUGCUUUCUGAUCGAUCUGCUGCAGCCCAAUCAGGCUGAAUUCCCUCUCUUCAGUGUCUUUGUUUAGAAGGCUCCUUUUUUCCAGUGUGGCCCUGCACAAGUCCCCUAAGAUAUCCUGAGCCUACCCAAGGCAAUUUCCACAUAAGCCACAUUCAAAUGGUAUCACAGCCACGAGCCUUAACAUUGCUGCCAGAAGGCAGGGAACAGGCAGGUGAAGGCAAUAUGAUACCAGACUUGAGAGAGAACCUACAAAAUAAAGAUACCAUAACUCAUCUAAUAACCACAGAGAUUUAAUAUUUCAGGGAAUAGCUGUAAAACCGGAGAGAAGAGGAAAAAGGCAAAGAGUAAUGAUCUGGUUUUCAGUUAUGACAUAGGAACCCUGAAGUGAGGACUAUGGGAAUAAAAUUCUAAUGCCUUCAUAAUUAGACAGAGUAUUUGACCAUUUGUGGGUGCCUCCCACCCCCAAAUUCAGAAAUAAGGCAAUAAACACUUAAGUAAUUGCCCGGCUGGAAAUUGCUAGGAGCGAUGAAGCGUCAGGUUUCUGAAGGACAUAAAAGAAAACUCUUGGUUGUCCUAGGCCUUUACUUAUUGAAAUCUA
This is a messenger RNA of Nycticebus coucang (slow loris), 1990 nucleotides long. It is a transcript of the gene LANCL3, whose product is annotated as LanC like family member 3. Bases 197 to 1459 code for a protein of 420 amino acids. Gene Ontology annotation, cellular component: plasma membrane. The record is from RefSeq and is a predicted model, not a curated record. The transcript has 5 exons. Gene Ontology annotation, biological process: peptide modification; carbohydrate metabolic process. NCBI's taxonomy places the organism in Eukaryota, Metazoa, Chordata, Mammalia, Primates, Lorisidae.